CCCUGACGGUCACAGGCGCACAACAUGGAAAGGCUCCGUCGAGACAAGUAUAGCAAUUAUGUGUAUUUAUUAGCCACAUUUAGCUAUAACUGAUAAGAGAUUCUACAAUAAAAUUCCAUUCGAAUACAGCGAUAUGUGAUUCGGUUUAAGGACCCGGAUGUUUCGUUUCAAAACAUGGGAGCACCGUCUUGCCUAAAGAAGCUGUGUGUGCUGUACCUGCGAGCUCAGUGGCUGCAGGUGAGAUCUCUACGCUGCGGGACCCACAGGAGCCUCUGCACCGGGCCGGACUCCCGGCCCCCGGACCUGGACCCCCCCACCCGUGACCCUGCCCCCCCCGCCCGUGAGCCGCCCCCCCCCGCCCGUGACCCUGCCCCCCCCGGCCGUGACCCUGCCCCCCCCGCCCAUGACCCUGCCCCCCCCGGCCAUGACCCUGCCCCCCCGGCCCCCCCCGGCCAUGACUCUGGCCCCCCCCCGCCCCCCACGCACUGCUGCAUGAGCGGCUGCCAUAACUGUGUGUGGAUCGAACACGCACAGCAGCUGCUGCAGUUCUACAGUGACGGGGGGGAAAGAGCUCUCUCCGCCAUCGAGGAGAACGUCCUGGAUGAGAACCUGAAAGCCUACCUCAAAAUGGAGAUCCGCCUGCUAAAGAAGAGCUGAGCCUGUCUGUCUGCCUGCCUGUCUGUCUGCCUGUCUGCCUGUCUGUCUGUUCCCCUGCAGAGCCAGGAGAUACACUCACAACCUUAGCGUUUGCAUUCUGUUCCCCUGCAGAGCCAGGAGAUACACUCACAACCUUAGCGUUAGCAUUCUGUUCCCCUGCAGAGCCAGGAGAUACACUCACAACCUUAGCGUUAGCAUUCUGUUCCCCUGCAGAGCCAGGAGAUACACUCACAACCUUAGUGUUAGCAUUCUGUUCCCCUGGAGAGCCAGGAGAUACCCUCACAACUUUAGCAUUAGCAUUCUGUUCCCCUGCAGAGUGGGGGAUACAGGCUCAACCUUAGUGUUAGCGUUCCUACAUGUUUGCUAGUGAACACAGCUUCCCCUGGUAUCUGCACUGAGCCCCUUAUCUUCCCUGUGCAGCCCUGCCAAAUGGGCUGCGAACGCCCCUAAUUCCACAUGCCAUCAGCCCACAGCCCGGUGUUCAUGCCAGGUGUACACAGGAGAUAACGGCUCACCUGUGUGUGUUUGCAUUAGCAUUUCUACAGUCCACAGAGAUGGGGUUAACAGUUUUACUGUUCUUCCAAAAGCAGGGCUGGCUUGGUUGGUGAUGCUGUAGGAGGUGGUAAAUUGAGGUACUGACCCACAGUGGACAUUAGGGAUCCUGCAGUUAGCACUGGUUUCAGGAGUGUGAUGAAUGACUGUAUUUAUGCGACUGACUUCCCUCUGUGUUAUCAGGAGUAGAAUCCAGGUGUGCUUAGCCUCAGGUUAAUCCUCUCUUUUUAUUUGAAGCUGCACAUUACUUCACAGGACAAACCUUAUUAUUCUCUCCAUUAACCCCAGAGCAGAAUAGCCACUGUGUAGCGCCAAUAACCAUGGCUGUGUCCUUGGAGGUGGCACAGGUGUUAUUUCCAUGUGUGUUAUUUGCUUAGGAACAUGAGAGCAGUCCCUGUCGUGCCUGUGGUUCAUACGAGCUGCGCAGAGCGGGAGAGACUCGGAUGCGCAGAUCUGCGCAGAUUUGCACUCAGUGAAGACUGCAGGCGACUGAACUGCAGUCAAUUUAAACAGCACUGACCCCAGUCCCAGGGGAGGGUGGUGUAAUGUAAUGUGGGUGUCGAUAACCCGCAAUAACAGGACCCCCCCUGAUAAAACCCUCAGAGCCUGCAGAGAGGUGCACUCUGGGUAAAAGAACACCGCAUUUUGCUCCUCUUGUAAAGAUAUAACCCUGACACAUAUUUCAGGAUUUCAGCUUUUCAAAGUUUAAACAAUUUAUAUGCAUGGUGUAUAGAUUUUUUUAAACAUUUUUUUGUUUGGUUAUGGUGCCCAUAGUAAAAUGUUAACAUAACUAUGUUAUUUAUACUAAUAAGAAUCAUGUUUGAUGUACAUGAUGGUGUGAUGAAUAAAAGUAUUUUUGACA
Conger conger (European conger) is the source of this 2071-nucleotide messenger RNA. It is a transcript of the gene oxld1, whose product is annotated as oxidoreductase-like domain containing 1. The transcript is spliced from 2 exons. Gene Ontology annotation, cellular component: mitochondrion. The record is from RefSeq and is a predicted model, not a curated record. Bases 175 to 657 code for a protein of 160 amino acids. Lineage: Eukaryota; Metazoa; Chordata; Actinopteri; Anguilliformes; Congridae.